CCGCCAUUGCUGCUUAAAUUUUCCUGUCGCCUUCAUUUUUGUGUUCUUUGGCGCAAACGGUCCUUUGAUCUUUGUAUUCUUUUCAGCACCUCUCUAUCACUGUAAUUCCAACCCAGUGUUUAUACCCCCUUCACAAUGUCCGCCGACGAGAACCAGACUCAGCCCGAGUCGCAAUUCCAGAAGCCCGGUGAUCUGGUGGAGCGCAAUGAUGACACCGGUGUUAUGAGCUUGGAGAGUCUUUGCACCAACUGCCACGAGAACGGUACCACCAGACUCCUGCUCCUUCGUGUGCCCUUCUUCCGUGACAUUAUCCUCGAAUCGUUCGAAUGCGAGCACUGCCACUUCAAGAACAACUCCGUCAAGUCUGCCGGCCAGAUCCAGGAGAAGGGCGCCAAGUACACCCUCGAAGUUGAGAACGAGACCGACAUGCAGCGCCAGGUCAUUCGCAGUGAUACCUCGAUCUUCAAGCUCGAGACUCUGGGUAUCGAGAUGCCCAAGACCGACGGCCAGAUGACCACCGUCGAGGGUGUUAUCCAGAAUAUUUACGAGUCUCUCUCCAGCGAGCAGCCUCUUCGCAAGGAACAGGCCCCUGAACUCCACGAUGCCCUCGUGCCCAUCAUUGAUAGGCUCAAGAGCAUGCUCGACCGCGAGGGAUACCCCUUCACUGUCUCCCUCGACGACCCUACUGGUAACUCUUGGAUUGCUCCCACCACCGCCGAUGACGUCAAGAAGUACAAGCGCCGCGACUACCCUCGUACCCACGAGCAGAAUGAACAGCUUGGUAUCGCUGCCGACCCCAACGCUGUGCAGCAUGAAGGUACCGCCGAAGCCGAGGAGGACGAUAUUAUCGCAGGAAAAGUUUAUAGCCUGCCCUCCGAAUGCCCUGGCUGCAGCAAGGAGUGCUUUACCAACUUCAAGAAAUUGGACAUCCCCUACUUCAAGGAGGUGUACGUCUGGGGUACCUCCUGUGAACACUGCGGAUACCGCACCAGUGAAGUUAAGACUGGUGGCGAGGUCCCCGAGAAGGGCAAGCGUAUCACCCUCAGUGUCGAGAACGAGACCGAUCUUGCCCGUGAUAUCCUUAAGUCCGACACCUGCGCGCUCUACAGUGAGCAGCUCGAGGUUACCGUCCAGCCCGGUACCUUGGGUGGUCGUUUCACCACCGUCGAGGGUCUUCUCACCGAGAUCCGCGACCAGCUGCGCGGUCAGAUCUAUGACAUCGACGACACCACCGGCUCCGGCGGAGACAGCAUGGCCUCCUCCGACAAGGAGAAGUGGGAGCGCUUCUUCAAGCGUCUCGACGCUGCUAUUAGCGGCGAGAUGAAGUUCGUCAUCACCCUCGAGGACCCCAUGGCCAACAGCUACGUCCAGGACCUGUGUGCUCCUGCCGCUGAUCCCCAGAUCAAGACGGAGGAGUACACCCGCACUGAUGAGGAGGAAGAGGAGCUCGGUCUGAAGGACAUGAAGACGGAGGGAUACGAGCAGGACGCGGAGAACAAGCCUGCUGAUGAGCAGCAGUGAUAAAUACCUCCGUUAUACCCGUUAGACUCUGCUUUCGCGUUUCUCUUUGAUGACCUUGGUCUUGUCUCUGUUACGAUGUGCAUGAACUUCACACGCUUGGCCCCUUCGUAUAUAUGCAUUGCGAUGACGUUUUACGUUUGGCCUUGUUUUCUUUUGUUUUGCUUUUAGAUAUCCGGUGCAUGUUGGCAUUGUCAUAUGGUGUGGUUGUGGGGUGUUCCACUUUUUGUUACUCAUAGUUUGGGGGUGAUAUCCAUGGGUUGUGAAAAAAAGUUCAUUGAUGAUGUGUGCUUUUAGAGAUAUCAUAUACGAACCAUGUAUAGAUGACCGUC
Molecule: messenger RNA, 1850 nt
Organism: Aspergillus costaricaensis CBS 115574
Lineage: Eukaryota; Fungi; Ascomycota; Eurotiomycetes; Eurotiales; Aspergillaceae
Gene: zpr1
Product: zinc finger-containing protein ZPR1
Exons: 2
Coding region: 136-1521 (461 amino acids)
Cellular component (GO): cytoplasm; nucleus
Molecular function (GO): zinc ion binding
Source: RefSeq, a predicted model, not a curated record